CUACAGUACCCAAAAGGCAAUGCUGGUCUUCAGCCUAAUGCACAGCUUCAUUUCGAGACCAAUGAUUUUGUGGUCUCUGUCUGUACUGUAUUUAUUUUGCAAUAAUGUAGAUAUGAACGAUACUGCAUCCUCCUGUGAUACCUAGCUAUCCGUCCAUGAUUUAGGCAAAGCAAAGCAACGUUGACAUUUUUACAGAGGGGCAGACUGUCUGGCCAGCUGACCGUAUCGGCAAUGAGGGGUUUGUUUUCCUUAAUAACAACAAAUAGUUAGCUUCAUCCACCCAUGUUGAAGCGAGGAAUUAUGUUAUAACGUUUAUGAUGUGGCAAACAACACCUGUAAACUGUAUGUCAGUGUCAGUCUGUCGAAUGAGUUAACGGACUCAACUCUAAACUAAAGCGAUUUAACGAGCUAGCUGUAAACAUCUGUUUACUUACUUGGUAACUAGAGCUAGCUAGCAAGCACUGACAAGAAGACAAAAUGUGGCAAAGCGUUGGUCUCACUGUGCUGGUAAUUGUGGCCACCCUUGUGUGCGCGUUACUCUUCAUGGUUUUUGGUUGGUAUGUUGUCUGGCAGCUCUUCCUGUCCAAGUUCAAGUUCCUGCGUGAGAUGUUGGGCGACACCGGCUCUCCACAGGCCGAGACCCAACCGUCCGAAUCCAGUAACGAACGUACCUCUCCUCCACCCCCACGCCAGAGGCCCAAGACUGCCCGCCAGAGGGCUGUUCCUCCUAAUAGUACUACAUAGAUUACCUCACCCAUCCGCUGGCGGCCACACCCUGUCCUGUUGUUCACCAAACCAGCCGUCCCACUAGGAAACAGUGGUGGACAAAAACCCCUUUAAUAAAUUGCAUGAUUUGGAAUGGCAUACUACUCCCAUGUCCGUGUAUACUGCUGCCUCUCCUGAUGAAAUCCACCCCUCCACUCUGCACUACUAAAGACAUCCUUGUUGAUGACACUUGACACUCUACUUUUCUCUCCUGGACACGUUCUUCUUACUAGACUAGGCACAGCUGCUGAUAUUAUAAAGGGACAAGCCAUCAAAUCAUGGAACAUUCUGUAUGCCACUUGUUCAUGUUUCAAAUAAUUAUUUUAGCUGUUCACCGUGUAUGUACCGAGCAGCAUGUCUGGUCUCUUCACCUGGCCUUCACUGACACUGCAACACGGUCACCUCUAAUUGGCUGACGCUGUAACAUGGUCAGCUCUGACUGGCUGACACUGUAACAUAGUCAGCUCUGACUGGCUGACACUGUAACAUGGUCACCUCUGACUGGCUGACACUGUAACAUGGUCACCUCUAAUUGGCUGACGCUGUGACAUGGUCAGCUCUGAUUGGCUGACGCUGGAACAUGGUCAGCUCUGUGGACUCCCGAGGGGCGCAGCGGUCUAAGGCACUGCAUCUCAGUGUUAGAGGCGUCACUACAGACCCUGGUUCGAUUCCAGGCUGUAUCUCAACUGGCCGUGAUUGAGAGUCCCAUAGGGCGGCGCACAAUUGGCCCAGCGUUGUCCGGGUUAGUGUCGUCCAGGUUAGGUUUUGGCCGGGGUAAAUAAGAAUUUACACCGGCCCAAAAAAAUAAGAAUUUGUUCUUAACUGACUUGCCUAGUUAAAUAAAAGAUUGGCUGACACUGGAACAUGGUCAGCUCUGAUUGGCUGUCAUGCUGCUGACACCUGCAUUUGGAAUCUGUUUCUCCAACAGCAGACAGCUGAGUGUGAGUUCUCUGUCGUGUGUGUGUAUGUGUGUGUGUGUGUGUGUGUGUGUGUGUGUGUGUGUGUGCGCGCAUGUUUUAUGAGAGUGUGUUUAUUUGAACAUACGUGUGUUUGUAGUAAAGCCUAUAUUCAGACACAUAGACAAAGUGUUGUAUAAACAGGCUCAUUUAUCAUUUACUUUCAGAGGCAAAAUAACUUCUAGAAGAGAAACUGAAUGAAACAAUUUGCAUAACUGACAACCGAAGUUCCUCCAUGCCAGUAAAUUUCACUUUAUUUGUAACAAAAGUGCAAUGAAAGGAAUGUUAUUUUUUGUUGUUGUUAUUUUGUUGUUCAGACUACAUAUGCAACGGAACGGUUGAUUACCCUUAAGACCGAGAGGGUUGUAAUAACACCGUGAAGACAAUGUCCAGGGGCUGUAUUUGUCUCAGACUAGAAUUGCUGAUUUAGAAUCAUUCUUGCCCUUUAAAUCACAUUGAAUACAAGUACAUGGACAGGGGGGACCUGAUCCUAGAUCAGGACCACUACUCUGAUCCACUUUAUACACAGAGUUCCCUAGGAAGGCAACAAAUAGGCUAUUGCUCAAUGCUCUGGCCAGCUAGCCUCCCCGAGGUGUUAACUGGGGUGUAUUCAAUAGGAACCAAACGGGGUGGACCUAACCUGAACUUGUCCGAUAAGAAACAUUUGUUUUUGUUUUUCGUUGCAAAACACUUUGCUAUGGUAUGCACUAAUGAAUACACCCCAGGGCUCCAAGCUACAGCUAGCAUAGUUCCCUUCCCAGUGAUGUGUGAUCCUAAAACGUCAGCACUCCUACUCUGAUGUGCUUGACACACAUGGCCCCAGAGCUCCCCAGGAAGGCAAUAGAAUAGGCUAACUGAAGCUCUGGCUAGCUGGUUCCCAGUAGACGUGUAGCCUGGGCUCCAAGCUGCAGCUAUAGUCGAAGGCCUCCCGAGUAGUCCCCUGAGCCUCUGUACCAGUGCCUGUCUAGAUGGCAUCCUUUCCUCUAGUUGGUCACAUGGCCUCUGAUCAAGUUAUAAGCCUAUAGCCGCACAGCAUUGUACAAAAACUAAAUUCAAUUCUAUGUGUAAUGGUUUUUACAUGUGAUGCUGGUCAAAUUUUUAAGUUUGUUUUGGCUAUUGCUGUAAUUUAGCCUUAUAAUAAAUAUAUUUCUUAAA
Molecule: messenger RNA, 2876 nt
Organism: Salvelinus fontinalis (brook trout)
Lineage: Eukaryota; Metazoa; Chordata; Actinopteri; Salmoniformes; Salmonidae
Product: small integral membrane protein 13
Exons: 2
Coding region: 478-744 (88 amino acids)
Source: RefSeq, a predicted model, not a curated record